This is a messenger RNA of Folsomia candida, 2748 nucleotides long. RefSeq lists its product as uncharacterized. Lineage: Eukaryota; Metazoa; Arthropoda; Collembola; Entomobryomorpha; Isotomidae. The record is from RefSeq and is a predicted model, not a curated record. The transcript has 6 exons. Bases 171 to 1658 code for a protein of 495 amino acids.
CGCACAUUUGUUACAUGAGUUGCCAUGCCAACAAACCCGUUGUCGUGAGUACAGCCAAUAUUUUGUACGUAUUUUAUACUGCACAAAAAAUUGCUGCACUUCACUUCAGAUACUGCCGCCAACAAAUAGUGAAACCUGAAUAAUUAAUUGAAUUUCGACUGAAUUUCGACAUGGAGGGACUAGCAUCAUCUCCAAGUCAGGCCAUGGAAGAUCAGGAUAACUCCGUUGACAAAAAUGAAGCUAUGUCGAAAGUUUUUGAGAACCCGUUGAUCCUCGACAUCAUCCUCGCCCAACUUAACAGGUUUGACUUGAAAACGUCCCGUCUCGUGUGUCGUGAGUGGGGCGACGUGGGUGCCACUAUAUUAGGAAAAUCGUCCAUUCUCCGAGUCAGUCACCUUUUCCGCUACUACGAAUCAAAAUUAUACCAGGUGACUCCCCUGCACCAAAAACUGAAGCAGCACCUCAUAAUCUAUAGCGAUUUCGACCCAUCCAUUCCACUAAAUAAGAAGGCCGACGUAAUUAUCAAACUGCUGACCCAGGUGUUUCAAGACCCACGUGAAAUUGCAAUUCGUGCCAGUGAAAAGACAACUGUCACCGAUUUUUUUAAUGCAAUAAGCAUGAUGACCUCGACAAGAAUUCAGUCCAUCUUCAUCGAUACUGUUAGUUACGGGGACGAAAUUAGGCCUCAAAUGGAUCUUAAAAUUCCCGCUCAGCCUAGCUUGACAUCACUCUCCUUCAAGGUUUAUUCUAACGUCGCACCCAACAACCCCAUCGAAUUUCAACCCUUUCUCCAACUUUUGAUCGACUCUGCACCAAAUUUAAAUUCUUUAGACAUCUGGACAUCUUUCUAUCCGAAUUUGGAGAAGUGCAGAAAUCUAAAAGUUCUGAAGUUUUCUUUUAACCAUUGCUACGAUGCGCCUUAUCCGUCUUUUAGCUUGGCUGAUGUGGUCAGGAUGUUAGUUCAGGUUAAGGAUUCCGUAACCGAGAUGAAAUUGAGUUAUGACAAUGGAGUUGUUUACAUUCCUCAGAAUUGUAACGUUCCCGUGAUGUCGAAACUUACCUCGCUCGCCAUUCACGCUGUAAAUGUGUACAAAAUUCGCGACUUUUUUGACGAAGAUCAUUUCCCGAAAUUGAAAAACUUCUCGCUCAGAAAUAAUUCAGUGGAUUUGAGGAUGUCAACUCAUCUAACUUUGUGGAAACGACACCGAGGAGUGGAAUCUCUUACCCUGACGAUUGACAGGCCUUGGUGGGAAGACGACCUUGCAGGUCAAAUCAUACACUUAUUUCCUGCCGUUAAGAAAUUUGAUUUGAAAAUUAAGGUCUCAUGUCGCAUUUCAAUUCAUGAGGUUGGCCGAAUGAUGGCUGCGUUUCAAGUCUGGGAUCUGGAAAAGGUUAAUGUUCUCGUGCAAUUUAUGUAUGAAUCUUCCUACUUGAUUGUAGUCCUUAAAAACAUGUCGACUUGGAAGGGCGUUAAACGUGUCCACUUCAAACAGGUUGACAUCAAGGAGGCCGACUUGUCUGCCUCCAUUCAAGACAUCAUCUUGCACAGUAGAGGACUUCAGAAUGUUAAAAUCUCGAGUUGUUUGGAACCGGAAAUCGCUAGAAAACGAAUCCAAUCCAUCUUUGAGGCUAGUGGUGUGCCCAUUCAGUUCACAUGAGGUACUUGCAUCGUCGUCGUUGGCGUGGUGUCCAUCCGCAAGAUCACCAUCAUCAUCCCCAUCGCUCUACGCAUAACCCCCCCCCCCCCACUAUCAUCAUCAUUAAUUAAGGAAGUAAGGAUUUGGGAAUAAGGGCCCCCGGUGGCCCUUAUGCAAUAUUUACAUUCCUUCAGUAUAAACAAAAUUGUUCUUUAAUCACGAUUUACGUUAAAAGCAAUGAAAAUGUAAAUACAUGAGAUUUCGUGUAGGAUCCUAAUAUUUAGAAUUACACUUCGUGGAAAAUAUUUAUAUGUACAGCUUAGCUAUGUAUUUCCAAGUCUUAUUGGGUAUUGCAGGCAAUGGGGUAAAAAUUAUCUAAUUUGAUAUCUACACAUGAAAAUAUCUAUCUAUCUAUAUUAUAAGCUGGAAAUGUCUUUUGGCAACGGAAGUGAAAGUUAUUUUCCGUGACGGAAGUGAAAGUGGAGAAAGUUAAGUUUCGAAUGGCGCGAAAAUUCAAAAUAAGUUACAAAUUCAGAUGGUGGUUAUCUUGGAGUUUUUGUUUGAAGUGGUUGUAUGAUGGUGCUUAUCUGGGAGUGGUUGUCUUAUGAUGGUUAUCUCGGGGUGAGGGUUAUCCGGGGUGGUUGUCUAAUUGCGGUUAUCUUGGGGGAGGGUUAUCUGGCAGGGGUUGUCUUAUGAUGGUUAUCUCGGGGUGCUUAUCCGGGGUGGUUGUCUGAUGGUGGUUAUCUUGAUGGGGAGGGUUAUCUGAGUGUUGUCUGAUGGUGCUUAUCUUGGAGUGAUUGUCCAAUGGGGUAAUUUGGGGCUGGUUUUCAUGGGGGGUUAUCUAUGGAGAUUAUCUUGGAGUGGUUAUCUGCGAUGGUUGUCUGAUGAAGGUUAUCUAACAGUGGCUAUCCUGUCCACUUUACUUUAAAGUAAAGUAAAAUUAAAGUGAAGUGAAAGUCAGUCACGGGUAUGCAGGAUUGGCCACUUUAGUCUAAAGUAAAGUAAAGUAAAGUGAAUAAAUGUAAAUACAUAAAUAUCCAUACAUAUCUAAAUACCAACACAAAAGCAUAUGUAUAGGUAUACAUUUAAAUACAUGCGCACUGUUACCUCA